CGCCGGGGGCCCCCGGAGCGCGCCCGGCCGCCCCAUGGAGCCGUCGGGGAGCAACAGUAGCUGUGGCAACGGUUCCCUGCUCACCUUGCACUGCUCCUCCCAGCAGGUCCUGUGCCAGAUCAUCGGGGAGCUGGGUCUAGAAGCCUCCGACAAUGCCACCUCGAGCAACUGGCAGGAGAAGGCCAAAAGGAAUUAUGACUUUUUCAUCGGACUGGGAUUGGCUGUCUUCUCCAGCUUCCUUAUUGGCAGCAGCGUCAUCCUCAAGAAGAAGGGGCUGUUGCGACUGGUGGCUAAGGGGGCCACCAGGGCCGUUGAUGGAGGAUACGGCUACCUCAAGGACAGCAUGUGGUGGGCUGGACUCCUCACUAUGGCUGCAGGAGAAGCUGCAAACUUCGGUGCCUAUGUGUUUGCUCCCGCGACGGUCGUCACUCCCCUGGGAGCCCUAAGUGUGCUCAUAAGUGCCAUCCUGUCCUCCUAUUUCCUGGGCGAGGGACUCAACCUGCUGGGGAAGCUGGGCUGUGCCAUCUGUGUAGCAGGAAGCACCGUGAUGGUAAUCCAUGCCCCUGAGGAGGAGACGGUCACGACCUUAAAUGAAAUGGUUUCCAAGCUGAAGGACACAGGCUACAUCGUCUUUGCAGUUGUCAUCCUGGUGACCUGCCUCAUCCUCAUCUUUUUUAUCGCCCCGCGCUAUGGGCAGAAGAACAUCCUCAUUUACAUCAUCAUCUGCUCUGGGAUCGGGGCCUUUUCCGUGUCUUCAGUCAAAGGCAUGGGGAUUGCCAUCAAGGGUUUCUUCCAGCACCAGCCUGUCCUACAGCAUCCCCUCAGCUACAUCCUUGUCCUCAUCUUGGCAGCUUCCCUCAGCACUCAGGUUAAUUUCCUCAACCGGGCCUUGGACGUCUUCAACACCUCCCUGGUGUUCCCCAUUUACUAUGUGUUCUUCACCACCGUGGUCAUCACCUCCUCCAUCAUACUCUUCAAGGAGUGGACCACCAUGACUGCGGUGGACAUCGUGGGCACCAUGUCUGGCUUCGUGACCAUCAUCCUUGGGGUCUUCCUACUCCAUGCUUUCAAAGACCUCAGUAUCAACUGGUCCAACCUGCCCCACACCCACUCCGACCCAACCCCUCCACCAACCCUAGAACCCACUGUGAUCAAACUGGAAGACAAAGGCAUCCUGGUGGACAAUAUGGAAAUGCCUAUCCCUUUGCCUGAAGAGAAACCCAAAGUAUUUAUCGUCAGUGGCUAAAACUAGAACUGGAGCCCUGAGGGCGAACCCCACAGGACCACCCUGGUCGAUACUAACCACGUAGCGGCAUGGGUACAUCCAACAAUUAUUUUUUUUAUUUGUUUUCAAUUCCUGAUCCAGCUGUGUGUGUGUGUGAUGUCCUUCUGUGUGGGUGGGGAGCACACUCAUGUCUUCUAAAUCCCAGCCAGCUAAAAUGGCAUCUCCUGGAGAAAGACGUCCAGACAAUGACCUCCUGGAAAUGAAGACCUUCAGGUAGACCUCAGUUCUAAACAAUGCACUCAAUCUGAACCCCAAGGACAGAAUUUGACCCUUUGAAUGUAGCUGACUCCCUGCCAUCCCAAGAAGCAUUCCAGCAGGGGGUCUGUCCGCUAAACCUAAUUUAAGCCUGCAAGCCAUCGCAGGACAGAAGUGCGCUGGACUCUGGGAGUUCGGGGAAGAGCUUCCAUCUCCCUGUAGCACACUCUCAGAACCUCUGCACGAUUUCUCACUGUGAAUGACUCCCAUUGUCUCAGGAAAAAACCCUCGGAUUACAGCUUCAUCGUUGUUGGACAUCAGCUUGUCUGUCUCUCUCUAGGCAUUUUGAGGUGCCAGUCACCAGAGGACCGAGGCGGGCAGACAGGGAUUUAGAACACCAACAAAAGGCUUUUCACAGAAUCCCUCUGCCACAGGGCAGUUCUCCGCUCUUGAAUCGUAAGGCCUCGCCUCAUCUCACUAGAAAGAGGAAGGCAGCUGUUCCAGGCUGCUAUGGUUGAAAAAUGUUUUUACAUCUGAUCUGAAUCUGGCAGUGUGUGUAUUGUUUCCUUUUUUCCUCUUUAAAAACCAAACAAAUCUCUCCCCACCACUUUCUUGGUCAGCUAAUAGGAAAAGCAUUUUCAGAUGCUGGCGGAUGCUGUUUGUUCCGAUGUCUGACCGAUCCUGAGAAUGUCGGUGUGUGAUUUGUAGUCCAGAGUGAGUUCUGGACUGGUUCCCUUCCUGGUUCAGUGAAAGCGUGUCUUUUGUCUGGCUGGCCCUGUGGGGGUGAGGGCUGAGGUUUGGCUGGGUGCACCCUGGCCCACUGGCAAUAGUUGGUCAAAUUGAGCUCCCUACCCAGAGCCUGCCUCCUAUGUAUGGCUAGACAACUGGCACUGUUUUGGCCUGGUCUUCUGGGGACUCCCAGAUUCGGUUGCUUUGAGGAUACCUGCUGAGGCUGGAAUUCCAGCCUGGAUGCUGGUGUGUUUCAAGGAACGGGAAUUUGGGGGGGGAACCCCACCUCUUGUCCAGCUGUGGGAACAAGGACUGAGGGAAGGAGGCAGAUUUCCUGGGAACUCUGAGAUGAUAUCUCAGGUGGGUGAAAGUGAAUAUGAGGGAAGUUCUUAUCCAGUACCAUGAUGUUCAGUGAGCCUGGACGCCCAUUCUGCAGUCCAUCAAACAGCCCAUUCCAAGUCUGACUGUUACCAAUAAAAGAGCCAGGUGACUAAGGCCGUGAGUUCAUAUUCUCCUCCCUCCUCUGCUCUCUAAAACUAU
Messenger RNA from Tachyglossus aculeatus (Australian echidna), 2749 nucleotides. RefSeq names its product NIPA like domain containing 4 (gene NIPAL4). The coding region runs from base 35 to 1246 and encodes 403 amino acids. NCBI's taxonomy places the organism in Eukaryota, Metazoa, Chordata, Mammalia, Monotremata, Tachyglossidae. Gene Ontology annotation, cellular component: membrane. Gene Ontology annotation, biological process: magnesium ion transport. Gene Ontology annotation, molecular function: magnesium ion transmembrane transporter activity. The record is from RefSeq and is a predicted model, not a curated record. The transcript has 6 exons.